AUGUCUUCAGACUAUAAUGCAUCUAAUAUUGACAUUGAUGAUGUGAAAUUCGUUGAGAUCAUCAAACAGACUGAUAGGGCCUUUCUGUGCCGAGCCCGCUGGCAAGACAAGGACUGUGUGCUCAAAGUGUUCGCUCCUUAUAGAUGGCGGAGGUGGGACCCACCGUUCCGCUCCAUCGACCUUUUCAAAAAUGAGAGCCGCACAUAUAGUCGAUUGAAGGCCCGAGGCUUUUGUGAACGAGGAUCUGUGCCUGACUUCUAUGGGAUGGUUGAGAAUAUUGACCCCGAGGCAAAGGGCUGGCAACCUCAGCUCAAGGAAUUCUAUGACAAAACUUUCCCUCAAGGUCACGAUCCCGAGGCUCGCCCAAAUGGUGUCCUGAUGGAAUAUGUUCCUGAUGUGAACAUUUUUGACAUCUCUAACUAUACAGAGGAAAGAGCUCGCAAAUUCCACCAGCUCCUGAUGGACAUUCAUGAGGCUGGGAUUGUACACCUUGAUCCUUAUUUCCAAAACAUGCUGAUCCAGGGUGAUUCUGAUCGGGUACUCUGGAUCGACUACGAACUUGCCCAGAUAUUUGACCCAGAGCACUCAGAGCACCCAGAUUUUUCGUCGAUGAAAAAGAAUUCAUGGCUGCCUUUAUGGAAGCGCUGGUAG
Molecule: messenger RNA, 651 nt
Organism: Penicillium expansum
Lineage: Eukaryota; Fungi; Ascomycota; Eurotiomycetes; Eurotiales; Aspergillaceae
Exons: 2
Coding region: 1-651 (216 amino acids)
Source: RefSeq, a predicted model, not a curated record